GGUAAUCGGGGUAAACAGUAAAGAUGGCGACGUCUGUAGCCGUAGAAGGGUCUUCAAGUAUAAAUGGGAUUAUUUCUGAGAUCAAGAAACUGACAGACCUACCGGCUGAGUUGCUUGAAUAUAUUUUGUGCUUCUCUGUCCUCAAACAUGUCGACAUUUGCAACGUGUCCUGCAGCUGCAAGCGGCUACACGACGUUUGCCAUGGAAGGGGGAAGGUUUGGGAACACCAGUACAAACUCAGGUGGCCAAGGUUGCAGAAGUACUACCGCCAUAACGAGUGCUGUGACUGGCUGAAGGAAUACAGAACAAGACAUACUGUCGGCUUGCAAAUUAGAAGGACUGUUGUAUCCAUUUCCAAGCGGUUCUUCACCGAAGUCCCUUGCAUUGGUCAGGUGCUGGGGGAUAGCUUCGCUGAGAUCGAGUCCCUCGGCGCACCAGAGCACUUCUGCGUUGACGAGCUGCUCUCCAUUCUGAACACAGACAGGAGUAAAAGCCUGACGUUGAAGUAUUAUGCCAAGAAGAUCCUGUACUUCUUGAGACAGCAGACUAUCCUGCGAAGUCUGAAGACCUUCCUGGAGCUGCCGCCUGAACAGCAGUCAGCGCUGGAGGGUGCCGUGUUAGUGGACCAGUACUGCAACCCUCUGGCUGAUGUGUCUCUGGAGAGCAUCUCAUCCCAGCUGGAUGAGAUCACAGACAAGGUCCAGAAGAUGCUGAAGAUCAAGAACCCUUCCCACCCCAGCCUCAGGGCCGGCCCAGGAAGCUGCUUCUCUGUGAAGGACCUGGAGCUCCAGAGACAGGCCGUGUUGGCUCUCAACUCCGUCCUGUUUGAGCAGCUACAGUACAAGGGCAACGAGUUUGACUACUACAACCCCCUCAACUCCUACAUCCACCAGGUGAUACUGCGGCGUACAGGGAUUCCCAUCAGUCUCUCUGUGGUGUACCUGACAUUGGCCAAGAGGCUGGGCGUGCACCUGGAACCGGUCAACUUCCCCAACCACUUCCUGCUCCGCUGGUGCCAGAAACAAGCAGGGAGCGGAGACAUCUAUGACUUUGUGUACAUCGACGCCUUUGGGAGGGGCAAGCAGCUGACGGCCAAGGAGUGCGAGUACCUCAUCGGUCACCAGGUGACGGCGGACUACUACAGCGCCAUCAGCACAACGGAGGUCCUGCUGCGCAUGGUGGGAAACCUGCUGAACAUCGGCAAGAGAGGUGAGGGGAAUGAGAAGUCGUACCAACUCCUGAGGGACUCUCUGGACCUGUACCUCAGCAUCAACCCAGACAACGUCCAGUAUCUCCUACUGCAGGCUCGCCUCUACUUCCAUCUGGGAAUCUGGCCAGAGAAGGUGCUGGACAUCCUGCAGCACAUCCAGGCGUUGGACCCGUCCCAGCACGGUGCGGUGGGCUACCUGGUGCAGCACACCCUGGAGCACAUCCAGCACAAGAAGCACCCGGCGGAGCCGGAGGUGAAGCAGCGCGGCGCCCCGGAGCACCUGGACGUCCAGUUCUCCGUAGGCCUCAUCAUGAAGCACAAGAGAUCGGGCUACAAUUGUGUCAUCUAUGGCUGGGACCCCAAGUGCACCAUGAGCCAGGAGUGGAUCACCACCAUGAGGGUUAACCAGCUGCCCAGCGGACCCAACCAGCCCUUCUACAACGUUCUGGUGCAGGACGGGACCUGUCGCUACGCCGCCCAGGAGAACCUGGAGCCCCACUCGGCCCCUCUGGAAAUAGGGCACCCGGAGGUGGGCCGCUACUUCUCCCAGUUCUGCGAGUCCCACUACGUAGCCAACGAGGACCUGCAGACGCGCUACCCAGACGACACGGUGGAGACCCUGGGCACCGUGGCCCAGCUCUACCACAGACCCAGUCCCGGGCACCACAGUGCUGCCACAGAACCAAACAGCCACCUGGCCAUGCCCGUGUAGCCUGGUCCCUCCACACACACACACACACGUCCCAUUCAGUCCCAUGACAUCAGUGUCUUGUCCCCUUAACCAUCCGGAAUGCUACAAUACAUGGAUGACCACCUUACCCUCGCCUGCCAAAGCCAGUAAAAGCCAUGACCCCCCCCUCUAAUCCUACUCCAGACUACCCUGGGGAGUAGAACUGUUUCUUCACUGAAAAAAAGAAAAAAACACAUCAUGGAAUACAAACUUACCGAAUAAUUUCUGUCAGUACGUUCUAAUCACAAAUUCAUGCACUUAUGAAAGUCUUAACUUUCGCAUUUUUAGUGUUAACUUUUUUUGUGUAUAUUUAAUAGUAAAAUGUGGUAGAGGAUCUAAGGGCUCAUGGAUGGGUCAUGAGCUGUUAAAACGAAAACACACACUAUGACUUGAAACAGGAAUGAAUCAUGAAUUUUUGAAGAAAAGAAAAUAUUAAAAUGUUUCAAGAUG
Molecule: messenger RNA, 2390 nt
Organism: Osmerus eperlanus (European smelt)
Lineage: Eukaryota; Metazoa; Chordata; Actinopteri; Osmeriformes; Osmeridae
Gene: fbxo21
Product: F-box protein 21
Exons: 12
Coding region: 24-1922 (632 amino acids)
Molecular function (GO): DNA binding; protein binding
Source: RefSeq, a predicted model, not a curated record